UGCUCCUGUAGAAAACUUUUGAAGCUCAAUCACGUACACGGUACGACCAUCAAAAUGAGCUCCGCAGGUCAAUCUCAUGUCGGAUUCCCUUCCAUCUACGAGUCACAGAACCAGCGCCACACCGGUCAGGCUGAAAUCGGUGAGCUUAGGAGAACUACGGGGGAGAAUGUCCAAGGGUUUCUACCAAAGGAUCAGCAAAAUGAAGUGAACAGGUUGCACGAGGAGCAGAGACAGAAGAAGCAGGCCGAGGCCGUUCGAAAUGAUCCGACGCUCGCCGCAAACCUUCAUGGGAAUCGGCCGUCUAGGGGCGCCUUGGUCGACAGGGACUUGCAGAAAGAAGAUGAGGCGAUUCUGAAGAAGAAGAAUGAUGCCAUGACUGGAAAGAAGUUUUGAGUUGGCAUGCUGGGGCUGGGGUGGGAGAUGAAAACAACCAUGUUGGCGGGAAACCUGGCGGAAUCAACAAGUCUUGAGCAGAAAUGACAGUGUAUGGAUUAGUUUCAAUG
Messenger RNA from Canariomyces notabilis, 503 nucleotides. RefSeq lists its product as uncharacterized. The record is from RefSeq and is a predicted model, not a curated record. The transcript is spliced from 4 exons. Lineage: Eukaryota; Fungi; Ascomycota; Sordariomycetes; Sordariales; Chaetomiaceae. The coding region runs from base 55 to 393 and encodes 112 amino acids.